UUUAAUAAUUUAUCCUUAGUUAUAAUUUAUCGUUAGAUUCCAUAUGGUAUGAUCAAACUACGCUGGAAUUGCAAUUGCGUUAAUUACGCAAGGUGACAAGUGAGAAACUUAAAUUGAAAAAAAUGAAACGACGUGAUGCGAAUCGUUUCAGGUCUACUGGAUGCAAGUAACGCGCAAGGGUUAAUCGCAGGAUGUGAAAUGGCAAGAAUGUAGACGUAGAGAUACAAUUGCACAGUUUGAAAUAUCGAAGUGUCGAAUAUCGAUAUCCGUGCGAAUGCGCAUUGUCCGGCUAUCUCUGGUUGCAAGCUCGUGCGCGCGCACUAAAAUACCCCCUCGUAGGUUACCGCGAGUCCACACCCCCGACGAAAACGAUGCUAUGCUAUCGAUCGCGUUGCUAUUCCAGAGCCGAGGCAAGUUUUCGCCAGCUGACAGUGAAAAGCACGGGUUCGAUAUUGUCGCGAAAAUGGAAUUUCAAUGUAAUUAUUAUUGGUGAACGUGACAGUGAUCAGUGAUACCAUUGAAUUCGCGAUUAAUCAGCGAAGAUAUUCUUAUCAAGCCAAUUAAACGAUGAAGGUGAUCCCAAAGAUGGCCCGGCUCACGAUACAGCACCCAAACGUCGAGAUGCAAGAGGAAAGAAGGGGUCAUUCGGCAAGAAGAAAACUGUUCCAAGAAGACGACGAUAACGAGAGUAAAUCAGGGCGAAACUCAGGUGUCGAGGACAACAUCGCGAAUUGUUUCUACGAGGAGGCUCGAAAAAAUCGCGAAAAUGCUAAAGAAAGGUGGAACUUUGAUUUUGAAAAGGAAGAACCCCUACCUGGUCGUUACGUGUGGGUGAAGCUUGACGAACACGGAAAUGAAAUCGGUGCACCUUUAGACUCGAGCAAUCGGGUAGAAAAUUUGCGAACGAUGCAGGAAGAGGAUACGCAGGAUGACGACGUAACAAUGGAGGAACACUUGGACGACAGAGAUGGCGAAAACAUGACUGACAGUACGUGAAACAAGUUACGUGACAUCCUUUGUCGUAAGAAAAAAAAACGAGAAUUUACUCAUUCGAUUGAAGCAAAAAAGACGUUUUAGUGAAAUUGCCUUUGCAAGUCAGGAAUCGUGAACUUUGAAUAGAAAAGAAAACUUUACUUAUUCAAAGGUUUAUUAAUUAGCCUGUUAGUUAAAUAAAGUCGUUAAUUGAAGAUAUUAAUUAGACUUCUAGUCAGACUGGGCAUUAUCGAAUGUCCGCAACGCUAGUAAACCAAAGUAACCAUGUUUUUAUUUUUAAAUAUAAAGCAACGAGAAAUUAUUCAUUUUUAAUGGCAAUUCGAUAAUCUAUAAAUCGUGAUAUUUGUUUACGUAUUAUUUAUAUUAGUUUUGUACAAUUUUUACACGAUUAUUUAACUUGAUAACGUAUAUAUUAAUGUAUUUAUUCGAACAGUGUGCAAUACGCGCGAUUAGCUAACGAAUGAUAUUAUGAUGUGAAUAAAUUAUACAAGGUGA
This is a messenger RNA of Osmia bicornis bicornis, 1488 nucleotides long. RefSeq lists its product as uncharacterized. Bases 568 to 996 code for a protein of 142 amino acids. Gene Ontology annotation, cellular component: nucleus. Gene Ontology annotation, molecular function: protein binding; cyclin-dependent protein serine/threonine kinase inhibitor activity. Gene Ontology annotation, biological process: regulation of cell cycle. NCBI's taxonomy places the organism in Eukaryota, Metazoa, Arthropoda, Insecta, Hymenoptera, Megachilidae. The record is from RefSeq and is a predicted model, not a curated record. The transcript has 3 exons.